CAAGAAGGCUUUCCUCUUCUUUCUCGCGUCUCCGGUCGCCAUCUACUUCGUCCUUUUUCUGCUGCUACUCCGAUGGAACUCGCCAUGCAUCCGAACUCGAGCUCCGCUCCCGCCACCACCACCACCACCACCACCACCGAUGACGAUAACCCCACCUCCACCACCACUGACUUCUCCCUCCCCCCGGUAACCCUCCAGAAGCUCCCCCAUCUCUCCGACUACGUUCCCAACCUCACCGCCCUCACCAACCCCAUCGACCGCAGCACUUUCUACCACCCCUUCCCUGGCUUCUACCUCUCCCCCUCCGAUGUCAUCCUCCGCCACAUCCUCUUCGACCUCUCCUUCGCCGCCGCGGCCGCCACCGGCAGUGGCCGCCUCCUUGCUUACCACCGGGCGGGGCCCCGCCGGACCAUUCACUUCGACCCGGCCGCCGUCCGAGCGGCGAUCGUCACCUGUGGUGGGCUCUGCCCCGGGCUCAACACCGUGAUCCGGGAGCUGGUGGUGGGUCUCUGGGAGCUCUACGGCGUGCGCCAGAUCUUUGGCGUGCCGUCGGGGUACCGCGGGUUCUACUCGAUGGAGCCGGUGAAGUUGGACCCCAAGAUGGUGCACAAGUGGCACAAGAGGGGCGGGACGGCCCUCGCGACGUCGAGAGGCGGGUUUGAUCUUGACAAGAUUGUGAAUGCGAUCGAGCAGCGUGGGUUUAAUCAGUUAUAUGUCAUUGGUGGUGAUGGAACUAUGAGGGGUGCUGUAAAAAUUUUUAGAGAGAUUCAACGCCGCAAACUAAAUAUUUCCAUCACCGGGAUCCCCAAAACAGUUGACAAUGACAUUGGCAUCAUAGACAGGUCAUUUGGGUUUCAAACUGCAGUGGAGAUGGCACAGGAAGCAAUCAAUGCAGCUCAUGUGGAGGCCGAAAGUGCAGUGAAUGGCAUUGGACUUGUCAAACUCAUGGGUAGGAGCACAGGGCACAUUGCACUCCAUGCCACAUUAAGCAGUCGUGAUGUGGACUGCUGUUUGAUCCCAGAGAACGAUUUCUACUUGGAAGGCAGUGGUGGGCUAUUUGAAUUCCUUGAUCAGAGGCUAAAGCAGAAUGGGCAUGCUGUGAUUGUGGUAGCUGAGGGAGCCGGGCAAGAGAUCAUUCCGAGAACAGAUGAACAGAAAGAAGAAAAGGAUGAGUCUGGCAAUCCUGUGUUUUUGGAUGUGGGACCAUGGUUGAAGUCUGAGCUGAAAAAGUGGUGGGAACGGGACCAUCCUGGAGAGCUGUUCACGGUGAAAUAUAUUGAUCCUACAUACAUGAUCCGAGCAGUUCCAGCAAAUGCCACAGACAACUUAUAUUGUACCUUAUUGGCACAUUCCGCAAUCCAUGGAGUCAUGGCUGGCUACACAGGGUUUGUAUCAGGUCCGAUAAAUGGCAAUUAUGGUUACAUUCCGAUUGAGGAGGUGGCAGUGGCCCAAAAUGUGGUGGAUACAAAGGAUCAUAAAUGGGCAUGGGUCAGAUCUGUGACAAAUCAACCGGAUUUUCUAAAAUGCUAGAACCAAGGUUCCUACAAAACAAGUGAGAGCUUCCUGAAGCCCUUAUGGCUCAGUAGUUUUGAGAAAAUUAAGUAUCCAUCUUUGACGGGAGUCUGAUAUAUUUUCAAAGCAUGAUAUAUUACUUUUUUGGGAUUGUCAUAGCGGACCAUGCUUUCUGUUUGUUCUAAAUCUGUGGCUUAAUUUCUACCAGUAUACACAGAUAGUGCAAAGUCUUUAGCUAAUAUAGAGUAUCUGAUGGCUAGUUCUGCCUGGUAAAGAUCUCUGUGGGCUACUUAGCCGAGGAAUAAAAAGAUCUUUGUCCGCUUAGCAUGAUAGUUAUCUUGCUGAUCUGGCUUGUUGAGUUUAAAAGCAGUGGUUAUUGUCCUUUUUCUCUUAACAAUGAAUAAAUCACCAGUCCUGCUUGGCCUUGGUUUCCUAUUAAA
This is a messenger RNA of Elaeis guineensis (African oil palm), 1952 nucleotides long. Its product is annotated as ATP-dependent 6-phosphofructokinase 2. NCBI's taxonomy places the organism in Eukaryota, Viridiplantae, Streptophyta, Magnoliopsida, Arecales, Arecaceae. Gene Ontology annotation, biological process: fructose 6-phosphate metabolic process; glycolytic process. Gene Ontology annotation, molecular function: ATP binding; 6-phosphofructokinase activity. The record is from RefSeq and is a predicted model, not a curated record.